CAUUUCUGAGCCUGAUCGACACAUCUACCACCUCAUGGCAUCUUUCAACCUCACCCCCUCUGACCCUUCAACAUUCAUCCUAAUGGGCAUCCCUGGCCUGGAAGCUGUCCAUGUCUGGAUUUCCAUCCCGUUCACUACGCUCUACAUUAUCGGCCUGUUGGGAAAUGUCAUGGUUCUGUUUGUCGUGGGCAAAGAGCAGACCCUGCACAAGCCAAUGUACCUGUUGCUCUGCAUGCUGGCGCUCACAGAAAUCGGCACGUCUACCUCCGUUGUGCUGAAGGCACUGUGUAUAUUUUGGUUUAAUAUGAAAGGUAUUACUUUGGGUGGCUGCCUCACCCAGAUGUUCUUCUUUCAUGCAGGUACUGUGAUGCACUCAGCUGUCCUCGUGACAAUGGCCUUUGAUCGCUAUGUUGCCAUAUGUAAACCUCUGAGAUACACCACCAUCCUCACCAAUGCACGAAUAGCUAAGCUAGGGCUAGUGGGUUUGAUAAGAGCUGUUCUCUUUGUUCUGCCCCUGCCCCUGCUCCUGAUCAGGCAGCCAUUCUGUGCCAACCGCAUUAUCCCCCAUACGUUCUGCGACCACAUGGCUGUGGCGAAGAUGUCAUGUGGGGACAUCACAGUCAACAGGAUGUACGGCUUGGUAAUACCAUUUGUAGUCAACAUGUUAGACCUGACACUCAUUGGCCUCUCCUAUGGUCUGAUCAUCAGGGCUGUCCUCAGAAUCUCUUCCAAGAAAGCCCACCAGAAAGCCCUCAACACCUGCACAGCCCACAUCUGUGUGAUGCUGAUGUCCUAUCCUUCCUUCUUCUUCUCCACUCUGACACACCGGUUCAGUCAGGGCAUCGCUCCCCAUGUUCACAUCAUCUUGGCCAACCUCUAUUUCCUCCUCCCCACCAUGCUGAACCCUAUCAUUUAUGGCGUCAAAAACAAAGAGCUUCUUGAGAAACUGGGCAAAUACACCUGCAGAAUGUGCUCGCCUGGGGACCACUGACUUUAAUCCUGUGUGACAAGAGGGGGAAAGAAUACUUCCUCCUUAAUCAAGGGCACUCUGUCCCAGUUUGGCUGAGCUCAACAUUGUGGAAGUUUGCAGUCUGAGAAGCUCUUCAAACCUAACAUCACUCCAUCACCAAGCACUGCUCUCUCCGUUGCUGAGUUCCCUCUCUCUGACCAUCACCUGAUCUCUUUCAACAUCACCCAUCAGCCCCCAUCUCCGCACAUCCUGUCACUCGUCCUUUCCAUGACUUCCAGACCACCAGAAGAUUCUUCUGCGUACUGAAGCAAGGCGACUUUCCAUUAGACCUUUUGUGAGCAGCUUUCUUGAUCAGUUUGAUGAACUGAAGCUAUGCUUUCUGAUAGCCAAAGAGAAAGAAAGCAACUACAGUGCUGAACUUCUUUGUCAUAUAUACAGUGAUCCGGUGACCUAAAUUUGCCUCAUUUUCCUUCAUCCAAUCUUUCAGGAAAUCAGGAGGGUAAACCAAUUUUUUCAUUGGAAAGUGCUACUACAGGAACUCUGCUGCAGGAAUUGAGGACAUUCUACUAGAGCUUAUUGGUGAGAGUUGUGAAACUGUGUGUUUUUGAGAACUGGACUGUGUACCCUGUAUUUGAGGGAUGUGUAUCCCAGAGAGUGAUCAAGCCAAUUGCAACCAUAUGAUGUGCACUCAGCCACUAUGAAUUAAUAAAAUAGAACAUUACGUAGUAUAGGGUUAAUUGGAAAGCAGGCUUUUAAAUGCAAGGUCAAAAUCUAGCUGGCAGUUUCCGCUAAUCAGAAUGGGAGGAGUGGACAGACAAAUAGAUAAGUGAGAAUGAAAGCAGAUAAGUGGAUGAAAACCUUCAGUCUGGAUGCCUUUGAUAUUGGACGUUUAUUGAAAGUUAGGAAAAGUGAUGAUCGAGUAGGGGUCACUAUGACCUAUGUCUUUUGUAGAAGUUAUACAAAUUUAGCUAAUACAGUGUAGUUUGGAGGAGUCCUCUGAAGCCAUCUUGAAAGACCUUUUUCCUGACACCCUUUCUCCCCAGCUGGUGAGCAACUGGCCACUGAGAACAUGCUGCUAAUUACUCAAUACCAUUCCAGCUGUUAGGUAAAUAUCUGGGAUGUUCUAAACCUAUUCCUUAUGUCUGUGUGCACUUAAAUCUAAUA
Chrysemys picta bellii (western painted turtle) is the source of this 2134-nucleotide messenger RNA. RefSeq names its product olfactory receptor 52E8-like. The record is from RefSeq and is a predicted model, not a curated record. Gene Ontology annotation, biological process: G protein-coupled receptor signaling pathway. NCBI's taxonomy places the organism in Eukaryota, Metazoa, Chordata, Testudines, Emydidae. Gene Ontology annotation, molecular function: olfactory receptor activity; G protein-coupled receptor activity. Gene Ontology annotation, cellular component: plasma membrane.